ACUUGUAGUUCUAGUCCUCGAUGAUGCCGCGGAGUCCUGCGUUUCCAGGUGUGAAUCCUACCUACGGAGGAGAGCCAGACAGUUCCGUGGUGUCUUCAAGAGGCCUUCAGGGAGCCAGAGGGAUGACUCAGAGACUACGAGCACCCGUGGUCUUGCAAGUUCAGUUCUCAGCACCCACACAGUGACUCACAGCCGUCCGUAACUCCAGUUCUAGGGGAUCCCAUGACCUCUUCGGACCUCCAUAAGUACCAGGCAGGCUCGUGGCGCACAGACUUGCAGGCACAACACUUAUGCAAAUGAGAUAAAAUUAUUUAAAAAGAGAGAGAGGGAAGACUUCAGAUCUCCUAUAGUGGUUUUCCUAAUGGCUGAUUUGGGAAGAAAUGGUCAGUCAGUACCUGGGAGUUGACUUUAUAUUGCGAAUCUCCAAUAAGUACAAACAGAUGUUGAAAUAGAUUCCAGUCAGUGAUUUCACAAACACUGAAGGUGAAAAAUAUGUAGUCUUAAGUCCCAAGCUGAGACUCGGAGGAAAAAAGUUCUCUUUGUAACUGAAGAAAGAACUGAGGAAAGGAACAGGGGUAGGUGUCUUCCCAUAGACCCAUAGAGAAUCUUCAAGUUAAACUUACACCUGUGACAGAAUGGGUACCUCUAUGCUUCCCUGGUGAGACAACUUGCCAAAAUGUCCAGUUCAAAGACUCUUUCAUUCCCUUUGACUGUGACAGUGAAGACAUCUGUAGAUGGAAGCCACCAUUAGUCCCCUGCAGUCUUCAGAGGAAGCACACGGAGGAACCCUGUUACUGUAAUGACUUCGGGAAGGCACUUAUCACAACCCAGAUGGUCAUCUCGUCAAGAAAACUCUCACUUCAGAGAAACUAUGCCUCUGUGGUCAGUGUGAUGAGAACUUCACAUCAGAGACCCCACCUGAAAGGAAAGAGCUGUGGGCGUGAGCAGUGUGGGACGGGCUUCCCCAGGAGCAAGCCUGUUUGUCCAUCAAGCGAUCUACAUGGAUGAGAAACCUUACAAGUGUGACAGAUGCGGGAAGGGCUUCACCAGGAGCUCAAGUCUGCUCGUCCAUCACGCAGUCCACACAGGGGAGAAACCUUACAAGUGCGACCGGUGUGGGAAGGGCUUUAGUCAGGGCUCCAAGCUACACAUCCACCGGAGAGUCCACACUGGAGAGAAGCCCUAUGAGUGUGCGGACUGUGGCAUGAGCUUCAGCCAGCGGUCAAACCUGCACAUCCACCAGCGUGUCCACACAGGAGAGAGGCCGUACAAGUGUGGAGAGUGUGGGAAGGGCUUCAGCCAGAGCUCCAACCUCCACAUCCACCGGUGCACCCACACGGGAGAGAAGCCCUACCAGUGCUGUGAGUGUGGGAAGGGCUUCAGCCAGAGCUCAGACCUGCGCAUCCACCUCAGAAUGCACACCGGGGAAAAGCCCUACCACUGUGGCAAGUGUGGGAAGGGCUUCAGCCAGAGCUCCAAACUCCUCAUCCAUCAGAGAGUGCACACCGGAGAGAAGCCCUACCACUGUGGCAAGUGUGGGAAGGGCUUCAGCCAGAGCUCCAAUCUCCACAUCCACCAGCGGGUUCACAGGAAGGACCUUCCUUAAGUAACAUGGGCCUGCUCGGUUCAGAACACUUUUAUUGUAAGGAUGAAUAUUUUUCAUGGCUGAGGGUACAGAUCAGUAGUAGAGUGCCUGCCUAACAUGCAUAAAGCCCUUGGUUCAGAGCCGUGAGGUGGUGGUGCCGGCCUUUAAUCCCAGCACUUGGGAAGCAGAGGCAGGUGGAUCUCUGUGAGUUCUAGACCAGCCUGGUCUACAAGAGCUAGUUCCAGGACAGGCUCUAAAGCCACAG
This is a messenger RNA of Microtus oregoni (creeping vole), 1850 nucleotides long. RefSeq names its product zinc finger protein 239. NCBI's taxonomy places the organism in Eukaryota, Metazoa, Chordata, Mammalia, Rodentia, Cricetidae. Gene Ontology annotation, cellular component: transcription regulator complex; PcG protein complex. The record is from RefSeq and is a predicted model, not a curated record. Gene Ontology annotation, molecular function: RNA polymerase II cis-regulatory region sequence-specific DNA binding; DNA-binding transcription factor activity, RNA polymerase II-specific. Gene Ontology annotation, biological process: regulation of transcription by RNA polymerase II. The transcript is spliced from 2 exons. Bases 1001 to 1606 code for a protein of 201 amino acids.